GGGGCAGGGAGUAUUCCUAGAAACAACAAAACAAGUUAUAGAAAUGGACUGCCAUUUUUCUGUCUGGGCAGUUUUGGCCUUUCUGAGCUUGUCUCUGGUCGUUUCGUUGAUACUGAACAUUUCACACUAUAUGAAAAAGAAGAAAGCUAAAAAAUAUAAAGACUAUGAAGACAACAGUCCAAGCUAUGAUGACUAUUACACAGAAGAUGACCCAGUUUAUGGGAAUCUCAAUCAAGAUAUUUUAGAGGAAUGUUGUUACGAGCAGAUGAAGUCCCAGCCUCAAAGGCCAGUUAACCAACUACAGGUGGAGUCUGCCAGUCAGAUGUGUUAUGCCUCACUUGAUCACAGCGUCAAGGGAAAACGCAGAAAACCAAGGAGAAACAAAAACCCUUCAUUACAGGAGGAUCGAGAAGAAAGAUCAUCUACCACUGCCACAAUGGCUUCCAAAGUCAGCAUUUACCUCAACAGUGAGCAGCUGGCUGCUGAAAACACAGAACAUGUAGAAGCCAUUCAUGAUGAUCCCAUCAGAUUAAUGGGUUUGAUGCAUACUACAGGAGGAGAGAACAUCUGA
Messenger RNA from Athene cunicularia (burrowing owl), 571 nucleotides. RefSeq names its product T-cell receptor-associated transmembrane adapter 1. Gene Ontology annotation, cellular component: T cell receptor complex. The transcript is spliced from 6 exons. Gene Ontology annotation, biological process: positive regulation of T cell receptor signaling pathway; negative regulation of receptor recycling. Lineage: Eukaryota; Metazoa; Chordata; Aves; Strigiformes; Strigidae. Bases 44 to 571 code for a protein of 175 amino acids. The record is from RefSeq and is a predicted model, not a curated record.